Penicillium longicatenatum is the source of this 2901-nucleotide messenger RNA. Its product is annotated as 5'-methylthioadenosine/S-adenosylhomocysteine nucleosidase family protein. Gene Ontology annotation, biological process: nucleoside metabolic process. The record is from RefSeq and is a predicted model, not a curated record. NCBI's taxonomy places the organism in Eukaryota, Fungi, Ascomycota, Eurotiomycetes, Eurotiales, Aspergillaceae. The coding region runs from base 1 to 2901 and encodes 966 amino acids. Gene Ontology annotation, molecular function: catalytic activity. The transcript has 5 exons.
AUGACAAGUCUUUUACCUCCAAAUAGCCGGAGGGACUUUGAUGUUGCGAUUAUUUGCGCGUUACAGAUUGAAGCAGACGCUGCGGAGGCACUCUUCGAUCAUUUCUGGGACGAAGACGGCGAUCGAUACGGGAAGUCAAGAGGGGAUCAGAAUGCAUAUCGAACUGGAGUUAUCGGCAAACAUAACGUCGUGUUGGCAUAUAUGCCUGGCAUUGAAAAGGGCCAUGCAGCAAGCGUCGCGGCGAGUUUCCGAUCGAGUUUUCAGGGUAUUCGACUUACCUUGAUUGUUGGAAUCUGCGGAGGAGUACCAGACAGAACCAGCGAUGGGGUCUUUCUCGGUGAUAUUGUUAUCACCGAUGAAAUCGUGGUGUACGAUCUAGGCAGGAGAUUCCCCGGGGGCUUUCGGCGCAAAGAGGGAAUAACCAAUUCUACCGUGAACAUCGAAGUCAGGGCCUUUAUGCAGAAACUGAAAAGUCAAAAGGGUCGCGAGCAGUUAUUGAAGAGGACCUCCCAUCAUUUUACUGGCCUACGGAAGCGAGAUCUUAGUUAUAAUGGCCCUGGACGCUUGAGAGAUCGACUUUUCGAAAAUACCUAUCAUCAUAAGCACCACAGCCCUUCAAGAUGCAAGAAGUGUGAGAAAGAUGAGCUAUGCAGAAAGGCUCAGGAGUCCACAUGUGAGGCGUUGAACUGUGACGAGAAGAGACUGAUUGCUCGUUCCCGAUUUCCCCUCGAUAGGCUCGAUAUUCACUUUGGACGAAUAGCUUCGGGCGACACAGUCAUGAAGUUUGCCGUGGAGCGAGACAGGAUUGCUCAAGAAGAGGACGUGAUUGCGUUCGAGAUGGAGGGCGCGGGAAUUUGCAACAAUUUACCUUUCAUUAUGGUUAAGAGUGUUUGUGACUAUGCUGAUAGUCAUAAGGAUAAAAACUGGCAGAAGUACACUGCUGGAAGAGCUGCUGCAUGUAUGAGAUCGGUGUUAGAGCAGUGGGCGGCUAUCGACCCACAAGGUGGAAGCGCUGGACAUCAAACGGACUCAUUGCAGGCUAUUUCAGAUCGCCUUGACACCAUUUCUGAAGUAACACCCCCUCAUCCACUACUCACCGAAGAAAGUCAUUCGUCACAGCAAAGCCAAGAUAACAUCUCUGAGAAAUUACUGCAAGUCUUAUCGGCGGUCACCUUGAGAUUCAAAAGUGUUCUUGCUUCUUUCAAAGCAAACCGCAAGCGCUUACCUCGUGAUGCUGAUCUCAAGAGCUUGCUGAAGACCCAGCGCGUCGUUUUCCUAGAUAUUUUAGAGGCUAUGUCCUCCACCACCUUGGAGCCCGCGAAUACUGAUCAUGAUUCGACAAACAAGCUCCGCUUGGAUGGGGCUCAAGCGAUCCAAACCAAGCUUGAGGAAAUUGAAGACAUGACAAAUAAUCUUCCUAUUACCGACAAGGGGAAGUCGCAUUCUAGGAGUGAUGUGGACAAGCUAAAAGACGCCCUUGAAGAUCUAGCCUCUAUAGUUCAGGUUUUCGUAUCUUUGAUUCCUCACCCAAAAAGGCCUCGGUUAGUGGAAACUUCAAGAGUUGCUAGUUCCCUCAAAAGUUGCCGCGAGUUUAAGCAUUUUCAAAUUAUCCAAAAAGCUGCUUGCAGUCUCUAUGAUGCUUUUGGAACAGCAUGUAAUGCACAUACUGUUCAUAAUGUGCAUUUGUCCCUCCAACCGAACCUUGAUCAAACAUUAUCUCGGGUACAGUUCAAUGUGGCCUACUCCCAGAUAUCUAUGAGUCCAGGAAAGACAGUCUGGAUCAAAGUUGAAUCAAAGAUAAAAUCCACCGAAGCCAUUCUCCAAGAAACGUCCCUAUCGAUGAGAGACUCACCUCUCGAGCUGCCUGUCGAGCGUCCUAUAAAGCGCUCGCGAUCUGUGUCGGAUACUUCAACGAAAUUUCGCAAACAAGUACGGUUCCAGUUCCAUUCUCCACCCGAGUCUCUCGGGUCAUUGUGCCCAAAAGAAAUAUUUCCCAGCGUCCCAAAUCUUCAUCUACAGCGAAACCUUUGUACUUUGAUGAAGAGAAUCUCACAUCAACGGGAGUGCAAUGAGUUCAUUGGGUCACUUGGCGACAAUGUCAUUUUGGGGCACGCGUCGUUGGUGCUGGUAGUGUCUGUCUGCGAACCAGACACCACCGGGGCAGAUACUUGGGUAGCGGAAGACAAGAGAGGAGAACCUAGGGGUGGCUUGAGAAGGAAAGAUGUCACCACAUACCACUCUUCCCCACUACACCAUUUAGCAUAUAUCGACAGCGAACCUGAGAACAAGAGCAUCUCAACUUCGCUCUCUGAACUCAUAUCUCUGUCAGAAAGCAGAUUGGCGGAACGUAUGAGUUUUUAUGAGCAAAUUAGACUAUGCAGGUAUCUUGCUACUGCGGUUUUGUACUACCAUGCUACGCCCUGGCUCAAAAAACCGUGGCGCAGCGACGAUAUUCACUUUUUCGGCGAUGGUUCUUCCCUUCAACCGAUGCCAGACAAUCUACUAAACAUUGCCAUGGCUACUUCCGUCCAAAGAGAAGACGUUCCAAUCGAACGUCAGCCCCAAGCCUCCAAUUACCAUCAUGUUGUUCGCAACCCAGUUCUUUUCGGGCUGGGUGUCAUGUUUCUCGAACUCGCAUACGAGGCACCACUUAAGGCUCUUCAAAAGCCAAUUGACCUCGAGAAAGGAGAUAUGCAGGGAUUUGCGGAUUAUUUCACAGCUCACAGGGUAGCAGACAGCAAUCGAAAAGUGACCGGUAGCUUUAAAGCAAUAAUCAAAAAAUGUCUACAUUGUGACUUUGGUCACGACAGUGAUUUCACGAGCUCAGGACUUCAGGAAGCUUUCUAUCAUGAUGUGAUUGGAAGUCUUGAGCAACUGGAAAUCAAGUUGCAGGAUAUUUGA